AUACACUCUUCAGGUGAGUCAUUCUCACACACACCUUAAACAACAUGCAUGGCAUUCUCACACUUUAACUCUUCAACUUUACCUGACAACAAACUGUGGGAAAUAAGCACCGCAUUUAUUGAAACAGGAUCUUAUGGAAAAAGCUAAUUACUUCAACUGCAUUUGAAGAGCUGCUGGAUAUGGACUUCAAGACAGUGAGUUGUUAGGAUUGUGUGCUGCGCUGAUCUCUUGUUUUGAGUUCCACUGUCCAGGAUUUCAUCAGACACAGGGAACUUCAUCUAAACUUUGGAUUUGUAGUACAUUUAGAAUUUGUCUUUAAGGGACAUUUCUGAACUGUUCACGACAAUGCCUGUGGUCAAAGUGGAGAAAGACUCUCCAGCAGACAACACCUUGUCUGCCUCCAACCCUCCACUGCAGACAGAGGAGCAGCCCAGAGGUCGGAGAAGGAAGAGACCUCUCCAGCGAGGGAAACCUCCUUACAGCUACAUUGCACUCAUUUCCAUGGCUAUAUCCAACUCCCCUGACCGCAAGCUGACUUUGGGGGGCAUCUACAAAUUCAUCACAGAACGCUUCCCCUUCUACAGAGACAAUUCAAAGAAAUGGCAGAACUCAAUCCGCCAUAACUUGACUCUCAAUGACUGCUUUAUCAAGAUCCCCCGAGAGCCUGGGCGGCCAGGGAAGGGCAACUACUGGGCCUUAGACCCGAACGCAGAGGACAUGUUUGAGAGUGGCAGCUUCCUGAGACGCAGGAAGAGGUUUAAGCGCUGUGACUUGAGCACUUACACCUCAUAUGUCCAUGAGACACCAGUUUUCUCUCCAGUCCAGAUUGCCAGAUCAGCCGCAUAUACCAACUCAGUCUACAACAACAUGACAGUCAGUCCGGCCUACGGGCAGCAGCUGCACUCUGCCUAUUACCCCUCUUCAUCUCCUCCCGGGUUUGGACCUGGACAGACCCGCAUGUUCAGCAUCAAUAACCUCAUAGGACACCAGACUCCAGCAAGCAUGCUGGGAGGUCAAGGGCCAGAGGUGAUGCAGCAGCCUGGCCGGAACUUCAGUCCUGAGGGGCUCCCAAACGGAUCCAGUCCCUGCAGCCUGGGAGCCCCGGCUUUCCAGAGUCAACCAUGCGGAGGGGCCAUAUCAUCACGCUCCUCUACGCAUCCCGGGUUCACCUACUCCGGGCCAAACGGCAACCCACACCACCAUACACACCAGGGCUCGUAUGGACAGUGCCACACCCAGGGGUAUGCAGCGACAGGACGCAUCCAUUCCUCAGCCCACGGGUCUGUGGAGUCCAUGGACCAUUACGGAAGGGUCUCCCCAAUGCAGUUGGGGUCUUUCUCCCAGUAUAACAGUGCUGCAAGUCCUAUCGCCAACACUGGGGGUUACCUGAGACAUCCAACGUACCCAGGGAAUAUGGACAGGUUUGUGUCUGCUAUCUGAGCUACUAACUAUCUAGAUCCAAGCAUCUAACUACCUUGUUACCACAACAUCAGGGACUUGAGACAGCAGACAUUUCUGUGCACAAACGUGUUUUUUUUCUUCUUUUUUUAUGACAUUUUUUAAGGACAAAACUGAACAGACUGAUUAAAACACGUCUUCUGACACAACUGUGAUUUACCACAUUAACCCAUUUUUCCAUAUUGAUGAUUAUUUACUUUGAGAUACUGUAAAUUAGGCCUAUUCACAGCAUGUGAGUGUAAAGUUAAUCUAAUGUCAUGUGUGGUUGCCAGCUUUGUUUUUUGUCAUGAAUUGAAUGUGCAAGGUUAAUAUGUACAUUACUGGUGAGUUUAAAUGACAGACUUUGAAAUAUUAGUAUAAAUUAUUGUGCUUCAUGGUCAUAGGCUUUGCAAUGCGUGGCUUGUAUGAAGAAUGUCAGCUUUAGUACAUUUGCAUGUAUUUUGUUGCCAAAUGAAAAUGCAUAUUAGGUUGCCUUUUUGGAAAUAAACAAUUAUAUAGCACUUUGGUUCUUCAAGAAUAAAAUUAUUCUUUAAUUAUUAUCAUAAAUUAUUGACGUAUUAUAAUUUAAGAAUUGUCCCAAAAUAUCACACAAGAAUUGUUAUUUUAUAAUGUCCAAGGGGGUAAACUUGGUUUGCCACAUUUUGAAUGUAUAUCAGUUACAUUUGUAAUAGUUUGAAUUCAACAUUAAUGUAUUACAAAAGAACAAGGACAAACAUUUGCCUACAGAAACAAAAGAAAAUGCCCUCAUACAUGUUUUUCUUUUGUGCUCGGGUCAUUUUCUUUACUGUUUCAGCUCAGCUGGUUUGAAGUGUUGUCUGGAGCCACAGUAUUAUCAGUCACCAUGACCGGCCUCAAUUAUCAUGUGCAGACAUCAACACAGCACUUAGACAGACAGACACAGCUAAUCUACCACACAGAUCCCCUAAUCAAGAAAAUGAAUUGACUUGAAACUCGAUAUUUCUGCCUAUAAAGUUAAGUAGUGCAAGUCUUUUAUCGCAACACGAGAAACCUCCCUUACAAAAGUCUGCAUAUCUGACAAGAUUAGACUCGUAACGUAACGCCUCAUUAUAGUGAAGACGCUUGAUUUUCCUAUCAGAAAAGAAGCUUUGUUGACAGAUAUAACUUUUGUUCCCGUAGUAUCCAUACUUGAAAGGGUCGUAGUUUUUCUUGAGUGCCUCUAAAUCUUAAAAUCUAUGUGGAUUAAAUGAGAAUAGCAGUAAUCAGCAAGUGUCAAAUUAUAAUUUCAAAAGGCCAAUGAUUUCAUUAUUUUAAGACCUGCACUCAAGAUAAAAGUGACAGGGGUGAUAUGCAACAUAAUUUGUUUGAUACACCAGCUUGGG
Sander lucioperca (pikeperch) is the source of this 2798-nucleotide messenger RNA. RefSeq names its product forkhead box E1 (gene foxe1). Gene Ontology annotation, biological process: anatomical structure morphogenesis; cell differentiation; regulation of transcription by RNA polymerase II. The record is from RefSeq and is a predicted model, not a curated record. Gene Ontology annotation, molecular function: RNA polymerase II cis-regulatory region sequence-specific DNA binding; DNA-binding transcription factor activity, RNA polymerase II-specific. Lineage: Eukaryota; Metazoa; Chordata; Actinopteri; Perciformes; Percidae. The coding region runs from base 346 to 1440 and encodes 364 amino acids. The transcript has a single exon.